Messenger RNA from Oryza sativa Japonica Group (Japanese rice), 825 nucleotides. The record is from RefSeq and is a predicted model, not a curated record. Lineage: Eukaryota; Viridiplantae; Streptophyta; Magnoliopsida; Poales; Poaceae.
GUUAUCGAUCGAUUCUCAUCACACACUCGAAAUAGUUCAAAUUAAACUAGCAAUUUCGAUUACAUAUAUCUUCACUUCGUGAGGAGAGAAAUUAAAAGAAUACAUGGCGUCGUCCUCCUCGUCGUCGUCGUCCAAGGCUUUGCUUGUUUUCGCUCUCCUGCUCGCUGCUGCUUUCGUCGCCUCUGCCGAACAAACUCAUGACGACGGUGACAAUCCGCCGGAGUCGCCGGACCACGAAGACCCACCGCCCUCCCCUGAAUACUACGACCCACCGCCAUCGCCGGACUACUAUGACCCGCCGCACUCACCGGACUACUACGACCCGCCGCCAUCACCGGACUACUACGACCCGCCACCGUCGCCGUACUACGGCGGAGGCGGUGGAUAUGGCAAACCACCGCCGCCGCCGCCAUGCUGCCCAUGCAAGGGUGUCUAGGACUGAUGCGACUGGUCCGGCGAGUGCUGCUCGCCGUAGGCCGAUGGAGCGAGCUCCGUACAACUCAUAUGAAGCAGAUCACACAUGGUGGUUCAUAAAUAAACACUUCUCCUUAAUUAAAUAUUAUUCAAAAUUACUAGAAAAAUGUAUACAGUUCAAAUAAAAUAGUUGAUGUCAUGAUCUGAUACCUAUGGUGUCAUGCUGACAUCAUCAUGAUAUGAGUAUUACGUCCGGUAUCACGGUAUCAUAUUCGAUAUACCUAUCUAGUAUCAUAGAUACCACAUCUGAUACCUAAGGAAAUAGCAUUAUAAGUAUUACAUAUUCUUUUUUAUCGAAACGAUAUAGCAUUAUGUAGUAGCCCUCAAUUAUUAUUUGCAUGUACUUUUAUA